Ornithodoros turicata is the source of this 1490-nucleotide messenger RNA. RefSeq lists its product as uncharacterized. NCBI's taxonomy places the organism in Eukaryota, Metazoa, Arthropoda, Arachnida, Ixodida, Argasidae. The transcript has a single exon. The coding region runs from base 159 to 1415 and encodes 418 amino acids. The record is from RefSeq and is a predicted model, not a curated record.
UCUUGUAUAUCACGAGCCAAACUCCCUUUGCGCAUCAAGGUCUCUGGACGAGGAAGAGGAGGAAGAAGAAGAAUCUCCCUUAGUGGCUCACGGCCACGUUUUGAUUAGGCGAAGAAGAAGAAGAAGAACAUUCACAACCAACAGACGGCCGCGCAAGAAUGACCAGUCAAGACCUGCUCCUGAAUCUGGUCUUUCGCAGCGUACUAACCGCCGUUUCAACCGUCAUUGCUGCGGAACCAGUUGCGAAAGACAGCAUCACAGAUAUCGUACCACAAGAGUUCUCACAAGGCUCGAUCAAAGUGACUUACGGUAUAAUCAUCAUCACCAACCGAACCAUACUCAACGAGAAGCAAGUACAAACCGAGCCCAGCGUCGCAUUUAACUCCUUCAUCGAUGAGCGCUACAGUUUAAUCAUGCUGGACGUCGAAUCGCACUACACCCACUGGCUGAAAGUUAAUAUGAGAGGUGGCGAUGCCACUAAUGGGGAUGAUGUUCAAAAGUAUCACUCCCCUGCACCAGACGCGCAAAGGACGUACCUGCUCGUCGUAUUCCGGCAGAACAAGGAACUAGACGUCGACCUGGUAGCUGCAACACUGAAGAAGUCUUACAAACGGGUCAACAUAACGGCGUUCCCACGGAAGUACAGCCUCGGAAAUGCAUUAGGGAGCACGUACUUUACAGUGAUAAAGAGCACGACUACAGAAGUGACGCUUCCUACGUUAAUAACGCUUCCCAACGGCAAAGUGAAUCUAAGCCUGUUGCUCCCGAACCUCAUGUUGGACAACAUCGUCCCGACAUUUCUGCCAGAAACUCCGCAAGGCACCGUCGAAGUAGAGUAUCCUGGAGGUAGAGACGUAAGGAUGGGGACGUUGUUCGCAGCGUUGGACCUGGGGAAGGCACCCAUUGUACGGUUCACGUCAACGCCUGGGCAGUAUUACACUCUGAUAUUGUCCGAUAUUGAUGCAAAGUUUUGGAGGCACUGGUUGGUGAUCAAUAUUGCGAACGGGAACGUGACGGAAGGUGAUGUAAUCACCCCGUACGUGGGUCCUGUCACCGAUACGCGCCACCGAUACCUUUUCCUGCUUUAUCGGCAGAGAGAAGUCCUGAACGUCAUCCACGUAUCGGAUGCCAUAUCGAAAAUGGACAUCUGGACAGACUUCAGAACGUUAUCUUCGAUGUUUAACCUUGGGGCGCCUGUGGCGGUCAACUAUUUUGCGGCCUUGUGCAAGCAAGAUUUUAAGACCCGAAAGACUGAGAGCACCACCAGUGUCACGCGUGGUGAUGCUCCAGGAAAUACGUCGUCUAUUACUCAGCCGCUAAAAUCUGCAUCGUCAUCUCGUUUACCUAGCGUAUCACGUCAGCUACUGACGAGUAUCAUCUGCCUCGUCUUCGUACGUGAAGGUCCUCGACUGUGAGCGCGGCAACGCGACAAGAUGGACGAUUUCUUGGUGUAGAACAUAACAUGUUCGAAUCUCAUAUCGCACGUCCAA